ACGUCAUUUACUGCUUUGCAAAAAACCAACACAACAUUUUAGCCGCCAAAAAAAAAGGGAAAAUAAUAAAAACACAGAAAGACUCGGUCGAAAUGGAGGUUUGAUGGCGUUUAAAAAUGGGACAAAUCUGCGUGGAGCGUGUUUACUGCGUGGAAAGAGGCGGGGCAUGUGUUGAAGGGUGAAAAGAGAAAUAUGAGGCUUUAGCAGCAGCUAGCCGGGAGCUAACGCUAACGGAGGCAGCGCGCGCGGAGCAGGGGGGCUUUAUAUAUAUGAGGCGAGGGAGGAGCGGGGAGGCGGGGAGGGAGAGGGCAGCAGGCCCCGUUCAUCUCCUAACCCGGGAUAAAAGAUGGACGCUUAGAGGGAAGAGGAGUGGCAUGGAGAGCCUGUCCAUGCCUGUAAGGGCAGACACUCGAAGGAGGAGAAGACCUCUUAUAACAGUGGAGAAAGUGGCCGGCAUGUUUUACUGAAACAUGGGAGUGGACUUUUGUAUGGCUUGGCCUUGAGUGGAUUAAAAACAUAAUAACUGAAGCACUGACUGUAACAAAUGCAACACAUGGCACUUGAAGGAGCUCAUACAUAUCUGGGAUGAGCAUAAACACAAACAUGUAACAAAGCAAGACGCAAUUUCUCUCUGAAAGAGGACAACCUGAGGCACUUACUGUGCUCCUCUGAACAUGUGAAAAUAAAAGGUCACUCGAUAUUUUCACGGCUUCUUAUUGACAUUAUAUGAAAGCCCAGUUGUAAGACUGAUGGUAAAGAGGAGCUGACCAAUGUGCAAUAUAAGGAAUAUAUUGUUUGAGAAGGAAACACACUAUAAAGCACUGAAAACACACGAUAAUCAACUUUGUCUGAAUGGAAAAGCCACAACUGGCAAUAAAGUGAGGACUGAUAAUGAAUUGAUAAUGGUUAUAUUCUGCAGUAGGUCAGCUAAAAGCAGGCCAUUGUCUAUAGAAAGAUUUUUGUGCUAAAGGAUAAACUUCUUGUCGCAUCUCAUCUGGCGGUCUCACAGAAGUUGUUGCUGCUCUUUGAGCAGAAGGUGUUGCCACAGCACACCCAUGUUUUAGUGACUGGGAAAUGUUCCAGUUUGGAAAAUACAAUGUGGACAUCAUAGAGAUGCUAAGUGGACACCAAGCCCAUCAGUUCAAAGGUCUUGGAUUAGAGCGACAACUACAACACCAGCAGCAAGUGCAGCUUCACCAGCACCAGUUGCAGCAACAGCAGCAGCAAGUAGAAACAUCUGGGGCUAUUCUGUCUGGUCUUGGUUUGGGCCCGCUCCAAGGACCAAGAAGCAGUGCCUUUUCUGAUUCUGCAUCUAUUUUCACAAAAAUGAGCGCACCUCCCCCACCCCUGCAGCAGCAGUCAUUGUCUUCAUCCUCUCAGAGUUCGAGGAAAUCCAGCAAAAUGUCUGGGAGCAGUAGCAGUGGGGGAAGCCACGUGAGCGGGUAUCCUCAGUUUCUGCGCUCAUUUCAUCCGGCCGAGGCAGCCCUCGCGCAAGACCAUCUGCAUCCAGGAGUCGGACGAUUUGACCAGUUUGCAGGCAGUAGUGGAAGUGGAGGAAGUGCCGGCGGAAUAGGAGGACUUGUAUCGUCUGUCCCGCCACCACCACCUCCCCCAUUACAUCCUGGCCUCUCCGUCCCUCAGGCGUCCCCAGGGCCAUCCUCUUCUUCUCCAUCUCCUUCAAGUUCUGUUUCUAGCUCCAACAACCCCCCCAGCAGUAGUACAGUAACCUCUCUGGGUCACCAGUUGGCAGGAGCUCAGUCUGAUGCAAGGAGCUUGCAUCAGCAGUUUAGCUGCAUGCUAGCAGCUAAUCAGUAUUUUCUUUCUGGAGUGCCGGCCAAUUCCAGCUUAGAGCAGUUCUUGGUCCAGCAAGGCGGUCACAACCAUCUUGGCUUAGGUUUGGGACAAACUGGAGGAGAGUCGAGUUCCGGCCUUGCUCCGCCCCCGGCUCUCCACUCCUCUCACCCGCACAGUCACCCGACCACCCUGCCACAGCCACAACAGCCACCGCCACAACAGCAGCAGCUGCCCCCUCACACUUUGUCACACCCACAUCCACAUCCCCAUCACCCCCUCCAUUCCUCCUCUCAGGCAUCUUCAUUAGGUGGUUUUGACUUUCAAGGAAUCCCCGUCCUCUCCUCAAACCAGCUAGCAUCCCUCAUGCAACAAGAAGCUGGUUUGCCACUUCCUCUGCCUCUGCAUCUCUCUCUUUCUAAAGAUGAAGGGAAAGGAGACAGUGGAUCAGGAGGUGGAAGUGGAGGAGGCAGGAGAAAGAAAGCUAUGGCUGGCUACUUGCCUCAGCGAAAGGCUGAUGGCAGUGGAAACAACAGCAGUAACAAUCACGGCUCUGCAAAUCCAAACCCCAACAGCAGUAGCGCUUCAGGGGGUCUAAACCAAGAUGGCGGAGGCAUGUCAGGUAUUGGUGGAGAUCCUCCUUCCCAUCUGACUCCUUCAUCUUCCUCUUCAGUUGUGUCAUCCUCAUCCUCUUCUGCUCCCUCUUCUACGUCAGCUUCAGUCUUGGUGACAAACAGUUCCAAAGGUGACGGUCACGGUUCCAUGCACCCUCCUUCAUCUCAGCCUGAAGCAGAGGCACUUUACCAUUGCGGAGAGUGCGGCAAAAGUUUUACGCACUUAUCCAGCCUGCGCAGGCACUUGCGGAGUCAUGAGCUGACCACUGCAGGCACGUCGGGCACGAGAAGCAACGUAAUCAAUCCUAUCUUGCACCCUGCAGACCCAUGUAUUCCCCACUCAACCCAAGAAUCGGCUUCCUCCUCAUGUCCCAGCCCGGACAAGACUUUCCACUGCCAGGAUUGUGGUAAAGGUUUUAAGAAAAAAGGACACCUGCUUCAACACGGCGUCAUUCACUCUGGUGCACGGCCAUAUGCCUGCAGUACUUGCAGCCGGGCAUUCAAUCGGCGCGAAUCUCUCACCCGCCAUGAAAAGAUACACGAGGAGAAGCCUUUCCGAUGCCCGGCUUGUGGGCGCUGCUUUCGUGAGAGCACCUCAUUGCUGAACCAUGCAGCCUCGGGCACCUGUGGCAAGUCAGGGAGAGGGCCAAGACAGAAGAAUGACAGCAGUAACCCUGUUGGUGGCAAGAGCAAUAAGACAGGGGCUUCCAGUGAUGGAAUGGUAACUAGUGCGGUGGGAUCUUACCGGAGUGAUGCUUACAGCGAUAACUACAAAGACCAGCGCCCUCAAAGCAACCUAUACUCCGGAGCAUCCUCAUGUGGUGGAGGCUUAGGUGGUCCGGCACUUAGAAAAGCACCUUUAGCUCCCACUUUGCACCCACACCCACAAAGCCAACAGCAUCACCAUCCUCAGCAGCAUUUACCCCUCUCUUCACUGCUUGAGGAUUCUGAAGACGACGUCACAAGCUCUGUCAAUAAUGCUAUAUCCGCCAUCACUGCUGCAGCAGCAAAUUGCAUGGGUGGUGAUAUCAACACUGGUGGAGGCCGAGGAGACGACAGAAGGGAUAUCAUUGGAGGAUUACUUGGAGGUCUCGGUCUGGGCUCUCUUUCAUCACCUGGGGGUCCAUCAUCAACAUCCGGUAUGGACAAAUCUUAUAGGGGUGGUCCGAACCAGGAUGCCAUGGCUCCUAACCAACAGUCAAACCACCAGACACCAGGGGGAAAACCUAAGCGUCCUCGGAAACCAAGAAAAAAGAAAGAACCUGGUCCACCAGGUACAGAGCCUCCAAAAAGAAGACCACCCACUCACAGACCUGUGGGUGUCCUUGGGGAAGUUAGGCCAUAUUUAUGCAGCAUCUGUGGCCGUGGAUUUGCACGAAGAGAGACCCUGCGGAGGCAUGACCGUAUACACACUGGAGAGAAGCCUCACCACUGUACAGUGUGCGGCAAAUAUUUCAGAGAGGCAUUUCACCUUAGCAAACACCAUACUGUGCAUUCUGGAGAGAAGAACUACAAAUGUGUUCUUUGUGGGAAGGACUUUGGAUAUGCCCAAAGCCUAAAAAGACAUGGGAAGCUGCAUCAGAAGGGAGAACUGGAAGAAGUGCCAACAACACCUGGAGGAGACAACCUUAACAGUUAUCCUUCAGCUAGUGGGAGCAUGAUCCCAGGGGGUCCAGGCAAUUCUUCGUCGUUCUACUCAUACCCACAAGACAUCAAGCCCCAAGGAGGGAAUCCUCAGCCCCCUCCCAGGCUGUACACAUGUGCUAUAUGUUGGAAAUCCUUCCGCCAUCACUUCCACCUUACAGCGCAUCAUCAGACGGUGCAUGAGGGAGGUGGUGACAAGCUGUUUUCUUGCGAAGUGUGCGGGAAGGCCUUUGCAUACUCCAACAGCCUUACGAGACACAGACUGUCUCAGCAUGGCCUGACGCGUAAUGGUCAAGGUACACCUCAAGGGGGCAGUAGUGUACCAGGAGAAGACAGCAACGUUGCUGGUUCAAUAUCUGAGAGUGAGGCUGCAACAAAUGCUUUGCUCCAGCUUGCACCCAGCAGCGGAAGCCAGGGAGAUCCUCCACCUCACAGCGGAGUUCUUCACAGUCACCAGCAGCCUCCACCCCAACCGCAAGCCGGGUAUUCGCCUCUGUUCUACGUACCUGAAGCAGGUACGUCCCUACCCUCAUCCUCCAACACCACCCCUUACUCUCAGCCUCUGCCUUCAAGUUCCACCAUUUCCUCCCUCACCCAUCAGCAUGGUGGGGUGAAAGGAGAGCCAAUAUAUCAGCCUGGCCAAAGACACACGCUCAACCCAAACUUGCCUGUUCACCCACUUGUGUUGCCUCUGCCAGAGCACCACUCCCAGCACCACUCCCAUCCCCAACAGCAUCCAGAUGAUGUCCAGCCACACCACCACCACCACCACCACCACAGCUUUCCCAGCGAGGAAGAGCUGCGUCGUCGCAAGAAAAAAAAAAAAAGACGGAUCGGGAGAGAGAAGAUAGGCUACGAAUGGAGCCGGACCGCAAAAAUGGACGGGGACCAGGGGGAUCUCUCGGCUGGGGAAAGGAAGCGAAAUGAAAGGAGAAGACUUCAGAAAAGAAGGAGAAAAGCGAUUCGCAGGAGGCAGCGCAAAUUCCGGAGAAAGAUGGCCAUGCUCCUGAGGGUCAGGCGAGGUGGUGGAAGUGGUAGGGUUGUAUAUGAACUGGGUCCUCCAGAAGGACUUGAACUGUAUAGAUUGUUCUCUUGGCAAGUCCCUCUCAAACGGUUUCCUUGCCCCUUCUGUUUUCUCACCACAUUUUCACGACGAGCAGCACUCAUGGUCCACAUAGCGGCUAGACACUGUCCCAAAGUUAGUUACCGAGUGGAUCGAUUGAGAUGUCUUGUCUGCGGGAAGCAAUCUCGCAGGUUCCUCUCAGCCCUUAUCCACCGGAGCUCUCAUUUGUCCAACAGGGCAUUCUCCUGUAGACGCUGCCCCUCGCGUUUCUGGAACGCAGCUCUCCUCACGAGACAUAAGAGAACUUGUCGGGGAAAACUGGCGGAACUGAGACAAGGGAGAACCCUUUGUUUUAAAUUGACAACGGGGAAAUUUUUCAAGAGGGUAGAGGGUAAAGGGAACAUCUCAACCCUGCAAAUACAAUACAGUCACUGAGUGCCCUUCAGUUAUUAAGACUUUGGUAUGUCAUUGAAGAAGAGGGAUAAUUGAGUUUUGCAUGGAAGAAUACUGUAGAGAUUAACUGACUUGGUAUCUGACCCCUCAGUAACUUUUCAGUGCUUUUAGAGUUUAUUCUUUUCUGUCUCUCUCUCGCUCUCUUUCUCUCUCUAAUCAUCACCAUAAGUUACUCUCACAAAUCAAAAAACUUCCAAAUCAAACUUUCUCACACAAACACACUGCAGACAUCUUUUAUAAAGGUAUCAACUUCCCUCUCUGAUCCACCCCUCCUAAUCCUCUAAAGGAUGCUAUACCCUUGUGCGCGUUAAAGAAAACCUUGGCUCCUUGGCUGACAUUAGGUGAAUCUAUAGUAACGUUACUAAUACAGUACUUUCCCCUAACAGUAAUGCUUACUGUAACUCAACAAACGCUCUCUGUAGAAUUAUUCUGUCUCUGGUAUGUAUAACGUGUAGUCGAUGUUCACUUAGAGCAAGUGUGGGGAUGUAAAGCUCUUCAGUGUGUAAAAAAGAAAAAACGAAACUUAAAAAAAAAAAAAAGCAUUAGUAGCAUAAGGAGAAAAGAAAGAUUCCUCUAAGGAAGAUCAGUGUUUUGUUUAAACCUGUGCAUGUUGAACACUGGUCUCAAUGUGUUGGGUGAGUGUUAAGAUUGUGGACCUUUGAUCAAAAGGUUACGCAGUCGAUAAGAAGUGUGCAAAAAGAAAUUAAAAAAAGGAAACCCAAAAUAAGCUUUACUUUCGUAUCUCCAUCUUCAUGCUAGCCAUCGGCGACAAAGAUCUAAUAAGAUGGAAACUGGCAUGAAGAAGGAAGGACCAGCACUUAAAUUUAAAAAAGGCUUUUUCUAGAUAAUCAGUAAUAAGGACUAUGUCCAGCCCUGCUCCUGGAGAGCUAGCUGUGUGCAGUUUAUUACCAGUCCACCUACACUAACAUCUAGUCACCUACAAUUGGCCAGUUUACCAGAAACUCUUCAAGAAUCACCUUAUUUCAUUAGAUGUUGCAGGUUUAUAUCCAACGUUAUGGACUGUAGUCCAUUUGGUUUGUGUUUAUCAGGCACAGCAGCAUAACUCAAGCAAUGUUCACCAACCCUCACCCUUCUGACGAUUGACUUUCCUACAAAUUUGAAUCCAAAUCUAAUCUCAAAUCAGUGUUGAUCAUGGUUGAAUCUAAGACGAAGACAAAGGUGUCAAACCUGCCCACGACUGGCUCGGUCUGGCUGCGGGUUCUUUAUUCCAGAAAAACAGAAGCGCAUGUGAUUGUCUGUUUGAAAACAAGUGGAAUGAAGGAGCUUAAACGCUGACAUAAGUAUUGAAUCUGCACUUUGUAUUAAAUUCGUUUGAAUUAAACAUGGAAUAUUUAAUGGGGUAAUUCAUAAAUGUGAAUUUUAACAAUGUUUUCUCUCUUUUGAAGGGGUGAAAAAUAAAUUAAUUAAAUAAAUAAACUAAAGAUUACGAUUACUGCCCAGAUAUACCAAACUUCGUUUCAGGAGGGGAGGGUUUUAAAUGAUCAUUUUUUUUGGUAGGUGACUAAUCUGCCUAAUCUGACUCGAAACCUGCACUAAGGUCGAUGUCCAGGACCAUGGCUGGUGUCCCUGAAUGGCUAGUGGAUGGCAUAUGCCAGCAGAUGGCCUAUAGCCUCUAUCUAAGUCUUAACACCAGCUCGAUGGCCCUACAGUGCAGAUGUUUCUGAUAAAGUGGCCAGUUAGAGUUUAUCAUGUGAAUGAAGGUUGGAACUAAACUCUCCGUAGGGUAGCUCUCCAGCAUCAGUUUUGGGCUUGCCUAAGUUACAGUAGAAUUCCAGGAUUGAAUUUCAGUGGAACGAGGCGGAACCCUCUUCAUAUUGAUAUCUACCCUGUUAGCACAGUGAUAAUUUUAUAUAUAGAGUCUAAGUUAGAGAUAGAACGGAACAAGUGUACUGUAAUGUAAAUUGUGUCAAUAUUUUAUUAUUGUUAUGAUUUUUUUAAAAACAAAGGUCAACUAUGUUUCUAUCAUAGCUACAUCGCAGGUCGUAGGGAAAGCUAGUGGAAGUUAUCACUUUAGAUCAGAUCUUGAUUAAUGUAUUAAUGUGUCUGACACGGUCUGUCCACUUGCCAACUAUGAACAUAUCCCUUAUAUCUUUCUCACCUUUUUUCUUAUGUAGAGAUGUCAUACUACUCAUAGCUCAUCUCUCUUUUGUUUCUUUCUUGAAAAUACGUAAAGUAAUAAGUAUGUUUCUAUCACUUUAUUUACCUAUGAUAAACUGGUUGUUGAUGAUAUCCAAGCAUUUAAUAAAAUUUUAAAACCA
Molecule: messenger RNA, 7844 nt
Organism: Astyanax mexicanus (Mexican tetra)
Lineage: Eukaryota; Metazoa; Chordata; Actinopteri; Characiformes; Acestrorhamphidae
Product: zinc finger protein 865
Exons: 3
Coding region: 1075-5547 (1490 amino acids)
Source: RefSeq, a predicted model, not a curated record